This is a messenger RNA of Carassius carassius (crucian carp), 2952 nucleotides long. RefSeq names its product hepatocyte growth factor-regulated tyrosine kinase substrate-like. The transcript has 21 exons. The record is from RefSeq and is a predicted model, not a curated record. NCBI's taxonomy places the organism in Eukaryota, Metazoa, Chordata, Actinopteri, Cypriniformes, Cyprinidae. The coding region runs from base 122 to 2416 and encodes 764 amino acids. Gene Ontology annotation, molecular function: metal ion binding; ubiquitin binding; phosphatidylinositol binding.
CUGACAUUUGCGUCAUGUGGUGCGCGCAUGCGCGCGUCACCCGGCAGUGAAAGACGCUUUUUCACACAGAGGUGAACAACAGCUAAACAGACACCGAGCGUCCCGAUAACAGAGAUCAGAAAUGGGCAAAGGCGGCGGAACUUUUGACAGACUGUUAGAUAAGGCUACCAGUCAGCUGCUGCUGGAGACCGACUGGGAGUCCAUUCUGCAGAUAUGUGACCUCAUUCGGCAAGGCGAUACACCGGCAAAAUAUGCAGUUGGUGCCAUCAAGAAAAAACUCAAUGAUAAAAAUCCCCAUGUCGCGCUCUAUGCUCUUGAGGUCCUGGAGUCCAUUGUGAAGAACUGUGGCCAGACGGUUCAUGAUGAAGUGGCCAGUAAACAGACAAUGGAAGAGCUAAAGGAGCUGUUCAAGAAACAACCCGAACCGAACGUGAAGAAUAAGAUCCUUUAUCUGAUCCAGGCCUGGGCCCACGCCUUCCGCAACGAGCCCAAGUACAAAGUCAUCCAGGACACCUAUCAGAUCAUGAAGGUGGAAGGUCAUGUCUUCCCAGAAUUCAAGGAGAGUGAUGCCAUGUUUGCAGCAGAAAGGGCUCCUGAUUGGGUGGAUGCAGAGGAGUGUCACAGAUGUAGGGUUCAGUUUGGUGUUGUGACCCGAAAGCACCACUGCAGGGCAUGUGGGCAGAUUUUCUGUGGGAAGUGCUCUUCUAAGUACUCUACCAUUCCCAAAUUUGGCAUUGAGAAGGAGGUGCGUGUGUGUGAGCCCUGCUUCGAGCUUCUCAACAAGAAAGCCGAAGGGAAGGCCACCAGCACUGGGCAGUCCGAGCUUCCCCCUGAGUACCUGACCAGCCCUCUGUCCCAGCAGUCUCAGGUAGUGCCCAGCGAAUCAAUGCCUCCUAAGAGAGAUGAGGCUGCGCUGCAGGAGGAAGAGGAGCUGCAGCUGGCCAUCGCACUGUCUCAGAGUGAGGCCGAGGAGAAGGAGAGGAAGAGACAUAAGAACAUUUACUCUGCGUACCCCAAAGCCGAUCCCACCCCUGUGACUUCCUCUGCCCCCCCUGCCAGCACUCUCUACUCCUCUCCCGUGAACUCAUCAGCUCCAUCGGCUGAAGACGUGGAUCCAGAGCUGGCCCGUUACCUAAACAGAACUUACUGGGAGAAGAAACAGGAAGAGGUUCGCAAGAGUCCCACCCCCUCUGCUCCUGCCCCUGCCCCUGCUCCUGCUCCAGUUUCACUGGCUGAGCCCGUACCAAUCAGCCAACCAGUGGAAAGCCACGCUCCGGUCCAACCCAUCAACAUAGUGGAGCAGCAGUAUCAGAAUGGAGAAUCUGAGGAGAACCACGAGCAGUUCCUGAAGCCCUUGCAGAACGCCGUCACCACCUUCCUUAACCGCAUGAAGAGCAACCACUUGCGCGGCCGCAGCAUCACCAACGACAGCUCUGUGCUCUCUCUCUUCCAGACCAUCAACAACAUGCACCCGCAGCUGCUGGAAAUACUCAACCAGCUGGAUGAAAAGAGAUUGUACUAUGAGGGUCUUCAGGACAAACUGGCGCAGGUGCGUGACGCGCGGGCGGCACUGAACGCUCUAAGAGAGGAGCACAGGGAGAAACUGAGACGGACUGCUGAGGAGGCAGAGAGACAGAGACAAAUCCAGCUCGCCCAGAAACUGGAGAUCAUGAGGCAGAAGAAACAGGAGUACCUGGAGAUGCAAAGACACCUCGCAAUCCAGCGUCUGCAGGAGCAGGAGAAGGAGAGACAGAUGCGUCUGGAGCAUCAGAAACACACCGUUCAGAUGAGAGCACAGAUGCCUGCGUUCUCUCUGCCUUACGCACAGAUGCAGUCACUGCCUCCUAAUGUGGCAGUGGGGGUGGUGUAUCCCCCCGCUGGCCCUCCCAGCUAUCCUGGCACGUUCAGUCCUGCUGGCUCAGUGGAAGGGUCGCCCAUGCAUGGAGUCUACAUGAACCAGCAUGGACAGACAGCUGCGGGUGGCCCGUACCAGGCCAUGCCUGUGUCAGCUACAGAUCCCAACAUGGUGAACGCUUACAUGUAUCAGACUGCAGGUACCAGUGGGCAGCCAGCCGCCCCUCCCACAACCACCCCUGCCUACACUAACUACCAGCCCACACCUACACAGGGCUACCAGAACAUGGUCUCUCAAGCUCAGAGUUUGCCAACUAUGUCCCAGGCUGCCCCCACCAAUGGUAUUGCCUACAUGGGCUACCAGCCAUACAGCAUGCAGAAUAUGAUGACCGCUCUUCCAGGACAAGACCCCAACAUGCCUCCCCAGCAGCCCUACAUGCCUGGGCAGCAGCCCAUGUACCAGCAGAUGGGUCCCCCCGGCGGUCAUCAGCAGCAGUCUCAACAGCAGCCGGCGCAGGCUCCUCCGGGCAGUGCAGAGGCUCAGCUCAUUUCAUUUGACUGAUCCUAGCUCAUCAUAUGCCUGCACCCACCAGGUCCAGCACACUACAUUCACCCCUGCUGUUUCUGGGUUUAUCCCUUGCACCUGCUCUCGCUUCACGAUGCUCUACAGAUACUGAAGGUGUACAAAUAUUGUAAAAGCAUUUGACUGUCUGAGCUACCCCCCCCCCCUGCUCUGUCUCUUUCAAUGAAGGAGGAGAGGCUACAGAUGGAGCUGGUGGGAAACCUUGUCUCUUAACUGGAUGAAUCUCACAAAACUCAAUGUCUAGAUCAUAUUUUACCCCAAAAUAAAAAGAAACCAUUUUUUUUUUGCCACUAAAAAAAUAAAUCUAUUUUAGACCAUUACAUUUUUUGUAUCUUGGCAUCAGUUAUGACAGUUAAAUGUUUCCUGUGUCCAUUCUCAUUAUUGUAAAGCGGAAUAUGGUAUUUAAUUUAAACUGUAAAGUAGUUACAUGGUAAUACUUGUUGUGUUCCCUUUAUCCUGAUAUCGUGAUUUAAAAAUGACUGUUUAUUAAUAAACAGAUACACCAUUGACAGUUA